CAAGACCCUUACCCACUGGUUGGCCGUGGCAAUGCAGGACCUAUUGAAAUGGAUGAGACACUCGUUCCUCAUACGCCCAUUGAUCGCUCUCAUGAAACAACCAAUACCAAGCGCGCGCGGUUGUUGUGGCAAUCACGGAAACGUGGUAUUUUGGAGACGGAUCUGCUCUUGUCUACCUUUGCAGCCAAGGCACUGCCUGAGAUGGAUGCGACAGAGCUUGAGUUGUAUGAUAAACUGCUGGAUGAGCCAGACUGGGAGAUCUACUACUAUGCAACUGGCAAGAAACCUGCACCGGCUGCCUUUGAGGGUAGCCAGCUGAUGGAGCGACUGAAGCAACACACAGCCAAUGAGGAGAAGCAAACGCGGUCAAUGCCGAGCUUG
Protomyces lactucae-debilis is the source of this 381-nucleotide messenger RNA. Its product is annotated as Flavinator of succinate dehydrogenase-domain-containing protein. NCBI's taxonomy places the organism in Eukaryota, Fungi, Ascomycota, Taphrinomycetes, Taphrinales, Protomycetaceae. The record is from RefSeq and is a predicted model, not a curated record. The annotation marks the transcript as partial. Gene Ontology annotation, cellular component: mitochondrion. The transcript has a single exon. Gene Ontology annotation, biological process: mitochondrial electron transport, succinate to ubiquinone; mitochondrial respiratory chain complex II assembly; protein-FAD linkage.